This is a messenger RNA of Syngnathoides biaculeatus (alligator pipefish), 7849 nucleotides long. It is a transcript of the gene urb1, whose product is annotated as URB1 ribosome biogenesis homolog. The record is from RefSeq and is a predicted model, not a curated record. Lineage: Eukaryota; Metazoa; Chordata; Actinopteri; Syngnathiformes; Syngnathidae. Gene Ontology annotation, biological process: maturation of LSU-rRNA from tricistronic rRNA transcript (SSU-rRNA, 5.8S rRNA, LSU-rRNA); maturation of 5.8S rRNA from tricistronic rRNA transcript (SSU-rRNA, 5.8S rRNA, LSU-rRNA). The transcript has 40 exons. The coding region runs from base 1061 to 7717 and encodes 2218 amino acids. Gene Ontology annotation, cellular component: nucleolus.
AUAGAUAGAUAGAUAGAUAGAUAGAUAGAUAGAUAGAUAGAUAGAUAGAUAGAUAGAUAGAUAGAUAGAUAGAUAGAUAGAUAGAUAGAUAGAUAGAUAGAUAGAUGUACACACGCCUGACUUUGUUGCGGGCAGCGUGGGAUCGAUUCCCCCUCAGUGAGGGUGUCAAUAUCUGCCCUGCGGCUGACUGCCGACCAGCUCAGGGUGUAGUCCGCCUUUCGCCCGAAGCUAGCCGGGAUAGGCUCCAGCACUCCCGCAACCUUCGUGAGGAUAAGCAGCUCGGAAAAUGGAUUGAUGGACAUGUAUACACAGAUAGUGUUUGGACUUCAUUUCUUUCCCCCACUCAUAAAGUCUUUCAAAGCAGAAUGAAAUCAUCAAACUUAUUCAAAAUCAGGGAGUUUGGGAGUUGUGUUUCCAAAUGUUAACGAGUUUGACAUCAUAAACAAGAUUGCGAUGAAUCAUGUAGUAAUCUUCCGAAAAUAUUUGCACAUUUCUGCCGGAUUUUCCUUGCAGACGACUCCCUAUCUGUUGUCAACCAUUUGUCUAUAUCUGAAAUCGAAUGCAUUCGAUUUAAACGUAGUGAAAUGCGCAGCAUAAAUACGUUUGCUCUUGCCGAGCUUUCGCUCCAAAAACAGGCCUUAAAAAUAGUUUGGGUCGGUUUGCCCACCACAGGCAGAUGUAUUUUUAUAGCACGCGCAGCUGUGGGCUGUAACUCGCUCGCUAGACUCGGGAGAAACAUCUAAGACGUUAGCAAAAUGCCAGAUGCAAAGCCUCAACAUGUAACUUCCUUUGAAUUUAAAAUAAUGCAUGAAAAACAUGACUUGCUGGUGGGUUUUUUGCAUAAUUGUAUCAUUUUUGAGUAUGAAGUAUUCUCAUAUCAUCGAAGUGUGUCUGAUUGGAUUUCAUUUGAAUGCAGUGAAUGUGUCUCCGUGCCAUGCGAUUGGCUGGCAACCAUUUCAGGGUGUACGCCGCCUCCUGCCCGUUGACAGCUGGCAUAUGCUCCAGCACUCCCGCGACCCUCGUGAGGAUAAGCGGCUCAGAAAAUUUUUGAUAUUUAAACAUGGGUAAAAAACGUCCUAGUGAUGAAACGCCGGAGCCCAACGCGGCGGCCAAGAAAGAAAAGAUGACUGAGUUCAACGGGACUCUUUUUAAAAGCAUGCUGAAGGACCCUACAAAAGCCAUGAAGGGACUCGAGAUGUUCAUAGCAACUGCCAAGAAACUUCCAUCAUCUGAGCUGUAUGAUGUAGUUGAAGGUUAUAUAAAAAUCUCCAUGGAGUGUGCGGAAAUGUUCAAAUUGCUAGAAGGAGGAAAACAAACGGAGAGAGAGAUGGUGCUGAUCUUCGAGAGUCUGGAGAUGAUUCUCCUGAGGACCGCCAGCGAUCUGACACACUUCAGCAUGGUGGGCAACGCCAUAGUGAAAAAGGUCGUUGCCAGCCACAUGAAGCUAAUUCAAGGCAGUUUUCAAUCAGAAAAUCACAGAUUGGUGCGUCAGUGUCUGAGCCUCCUGUCCGCUUCGAUAUCUCAAGGGCCCGAAGCUGCCAGAGAGAUCCUAAAUCACAUUUACAUUAAUAAAUCCCUGUCUGCACUGGCAAGGAGAAAAGAUAAAAGGGGAAAACCUGACAUCCGCAUGGCGUUCAUCCAGUUUGCCCUGUCCUUUUUGGUGUCUGGGGACAAUGCAACAAUUGGGCAGAUACUAGAAGUCAAAGAGCUUCUGCCGGAAAUUCUGAGCACGGGACUGAAGGAAGACAGGAUGUCAAUAGUCAAUUUAAUCUUGUCCACGCUGAAAAGCAGAGUUGUAUUAAACAAGGCCAUUACCAAAACGCAAAAGGUGCGUUUUUUCACAGCUCCGCAGUUAGCCAAUAUCGCGUCUCUUUAUAAAUGGAACGGGAUUGUGGACGCCAUUGUGGAUGAUAACGAAAUGGAGGAUGGCUCAGAGGUUGCUGCGAUAGCAGUGGUGCGGGAGAUGGCCCACAGCUUUCUUCUGGAUUUGUGUUGCUCCCGGAGGCACGGCAUCAGCUUCCACGACCCCAGCUUUGGCACAGCUGGCAGGGCUGGCAAUAUUGUCCUGCUUCAGUUCCUGGUAGGCUUGAAGCAGGCGACGGAGGACGAACUGGUAGCUGAGCUGGUGGUCCGCACGCUCAAAGCCAGUCCGGAUGUUCUAACGCGAUACUUCAAAGAGAUGCAGUACUCGUACUUGCCCCGCCUCAAAAGUGCCUGGCAGGACAAUGUCAGGCUGCUCAAGAAGAUCUACGAGGCCCAGCCGGAGCUCAGCGUUGUGUUCCAGCCCAGCGAGCUCGUUGCUCUCCCUCGCCUGCUCUCCAUGAUCACGGUGGUCUCUCUGCCUCCCGUCUGCAACAAGGCCUUUUUCACUCAGGGCCUCAAUUUUGCAAACACUGCCGUGCAGCUCACCACCUUCACCAUGAUGAGCUUCAUCUUGAAGAAAGCAGCUAAGAAUGUGGCGUUCCUCAAGGGCUACCACUCUGAUGUCUACACGCCGGACAUGAUGGCCGACCUGGUUCAGCAGUACACAGAGAUGCUGACGAAGAUUUUGCCAGACAUGACGAGCGUCGUCUCUCAGUGGCAGUCGCUCAGCAAAAAGGACAAAACGGAGGGUGAAGGAAGUAAGACAGACAAGGAUGCCAGUGAGGAACAGACAGCGUCUGUUGCAGCUCCUGAUACACCUGAGGUCGUCCUGCUCAAAGCGCUCAUCCUUCAAGUCAUAUGUCUUUACCAAAAAGUUGUGCCACACCUAGUUACCCAGUGCAAAUUUGACUUCAGCAAGCUCCUCAAAGGCGUUGUCUCAGAGGGAGGAGUGAAUGAGGAAGUUGCCCCCGUCCUGCAGCAUCAGAUCCUGCAGCUGGCCUUAGACCUUCCUGCAAGCAAGUUCUCGUGGUUCCGUCUUCAGGAAGCUGCGGAUAAUGACGAGAAGUCCGUACUUUAUCUGCUCCUCAAGAUGUUUGUUAGCAGCCGCUGCGGCCACCUGAAGAACUCCACUCGGAUGCUGGUUUUAAAAGUGUUGAAGGACAGCGGCGUUUUUGAGUACACUUGGGCUGAACUUGAACUCUGGCUGGACCAGCUGGACCUGGUAGAGCCCAGCCAACAAGAGAUGGUCAUACAAUUCUUGGAGAGAGUGUUUGUCAAGCUAGUAUCCCAUUCGCACAUGUACACAGAUACAGUUGCCAGCUUGGUGCAGGAGGCGGCCUACCAGCAGUCCAACCUCAGCAGCCAGGAGGGAGACGCCGCCAGCGUCUGUGUGUCUCACAUUGACGACGUCCUCGAUAUGCUGGAUGUCAUCAUGGAUGGUAGCGAAGGCGACGCAGAGGAACUGGACACGCCUCUGAGCGAGGACAUCGUGGUACAGACGUUCCCCUUCAGCGUGGCUGUCCCUGCCGCUCUGGAGGCCCGCAACAAACUUAACCAAGACAAAGGGGUUGUGUUUGAGUACCUGUCCACCGUGCUAUGCCACAUCCUGCACGGCCAGCGGGAUCCACUACCGCUGUGCUUGGGCCUGCUGCAGUACGACAAGAAGCUGGCGUCUUCUUGCUCCUCCGAGCCGCCCGUUUCUCCUCACGUUUCCGUCCUGCACCUUCACCGCUAUUAUUCCGAGUGGCUGCCGCAACAGUGCCGGGAAGAGCUGUUUAAAUGUUCACAAUGUCUGCCAGACAAAACUUCAACCCUUUCCUUCACGUCCCUGAUGAAAGCUGCGUACCUGGACGGCCUGUGUGUGGUGUUGGAGGAUAAGUUCAGGACAAAGGUGGAGGUUGCUAUAGACUCCAUGACGGUCGCUGAACAUCUGGUUUCCAUCAAGCAAAUUUUACUCUACGUCAAAUCAGCAGUGGAUAAUUUUAUCAGCUUUUCAAAAAACACUGGUUCAGCAGUUUUGAAGACACUAAUGGGAAUACUCCAAGAUCUGGUAUCCAAGCUACAACGCCGGCAGGUGCCAUCGGACCCUGAGCCUGCAGAGCAAAACAACCUAGAUGGAUCCGAUCUCUUCCUUGACAUGAACCAGUCAUCCAAUGUGGAGGCCAACAAAGAGCAGAUCCUUCUCUCAGCACUGAAGUGCAUCUUCCAGCACCCCUGUUUCCUGCAGUGGUAUCUGUCUCUGGAACUGGGUGCUCUCCCUCCGCACCCUCUGAACCCCGUUCGACUGAAACACAUGUGCGCUCAGCUGAGCAAUGAUAUCACCACCCUGUUGAUGAUAAGCGCCCCAACUCUGUGCGAGUUGGGUCACACGGAAAUUCUUGCCCCAUACGUGGGUGCCGUUGAAAAAGCUGUGCUCAAGGAGCUGCUCGAGAGGCCUUCCCAGACUCCUAAGAGGCAAUCCAAACCUUUCCAGGCCUUCCUGUCCCUUCACAGCUACAUGGACCCCUCCAAAGUGAGAGAUCUGUUGUCAGCAUUGCUGCUUCUACAGCAGGAGAGGCUCGUGACCGCGCAAGGCGAGCUGAGUGUUUACGGCCAGGCCACGCUGCAAAUUCUCACCGAGACCGAUCAGUACCGGGACGACGGCAUCUUCCUGUCGCAAGCUCGCCUUGGCGGCCUGGCCACGCUCCUGCUGUCCUGCGCUAGCCCAGCAUUGGAGGCUUUCCUCCUGCAGACGCUAUCUCGUGAGCCCGGAAGUGCCCGGCUUGUCCACACCGAUGUACUCCACCACUGCCUCCGCCGUCCUCUCCGGGACCCUCUGGCCAUCGCGGACCUGCUGGUGAGCAACUGCUCCACGCAGCGGCUCUGCUUUGAGAUGUGGUGUCUGCAGGCGGAGAAUCUCGAGAAGAUGACCAACAUGACGGAAGAAUUCCUCCCGCUGAUCAGAGCGUACCUGCUGGUGGUGGGCAGAGAGGAUCCAGCCGUGCCCAAAGAAGUGCAACAAGAGGUUUUAAAGUCCCUAAAGGAGAAUCUCCUGGCCAAGCUAAUCCAGUCUGCUCUCAGGGAAAGUAUUGAAAACGCUACAUUGGUUGAAGCUCUAGCGGCUCUGAUCAAGCUCACUGCAGACAUCGGAGACAUCUGGGAUUUGGUGCACAACCUCCCAGAUGCCCUGCAGAAAGCGGACAGCUUUGAAAGGUGGCAGCUGGUGGACGUUAUCACAGAGAAGCUGUGCAACUGUCCAGAAGAAGAAGUAACGUGGAGGAAGCUUGUGACUGCAGCCGCCCUCAAGUGUUUGGUUGCGUCGUACGGUCAGGCCAAAGAUCAGGCCAAAAGCACUUCCAAGCAAGAGCAGAGCGUCUUGGAAAGAUUGCAAAGCCUCAUCACAUCAGCUGAUGACGUCGCUGCCGCCGACUGGAAUGCUUUUGUGAAGAAUGGACUGAAGUACCGAUACAGAGAUGAGCAUUUUCUCACCACCCUGAGAAGCCUUUUGGAAAUAGUCUACCGCCCCACUGACAUCACAGAUGAUCUGGUCCCGUUAGCCACCCUCCACAUGAUGACCAGCAGCCACUCCUUGUUCUUGCCCACCAUGCUGGACUCUGAAGAUGGCGAUCUGAGCACAUGUCACGCUAAGGAAGCCUUGGUGUCGCUCCUCCUCUGUCUGGUGAAGAAAUGUCCAGCAGCGUGUAACAUGAAUCAUUUCUUAGUACUUUUGGGAGCAUAUGGGGCCACGCUCAACAAUACAGAUCAGACGAUACUACUGCUCCUUCAGGAAUAUGAAAAAAACAACGUCAGUCUUCUCAAAUUUCAGUCCAUUAUGUGGGGUCCAGCUGCUCUGGAGCACCACAAAACCAGAAAGAGCUUGGCGUCGUCUCUGUGGAAGCAGACCCACGCGGAUGACCUCUUAGCGUUGUUGAACGCCGAUAAGAUGCUCCGGACUAUUGCGCAAUUUCCCCAGCAUCGCAAGAUUAUCCCACAGGCCGAUAAAGCGCAAUUGUUCCAUGACAAGGCAGUGAACAACCUAGAGGAGUUGUACGACCCGUGUUUCCUCCUUCCUCUCUUCAGCGCCAUUCUCCGACCAGAGUCUGUGGUGGACUGCCAAAAGUUCGUCUCGGCCCACGCCCUCGGGUUGACCGUGGUGGCUCUGAGCAGCUACGACGGCAAAGUGCGAGCGGGGGCGUACCACGUGCUGAGCUGCUUCUACCAGCACUUGGAGGGCGCCCGCUUCAGAGAGAAGAAACAGUUGCUGUACUUGCUGGACACGGUGAAGAACGGCGUUCGCCAGGAGAAUCAGCGGAUUCCUUUUGUCUUGACUACGUAUAUUAGCAAAGUAGCUCAGCAGAUGCUCAAACCUGAGGACUACAUGUACGUAGUUCUGAAUCGGUUCCUGCUGUCCCAUCAGAGUUUGGACUUGCACAGGGUGCCGGAGUUCUUCAAGCUCUUCUACAGCUUUGACCUUGAGCACAAGACUGAGCGAGAGUGGAUCUUGAGCGUGCUGGAGGGAGGAAUAAGUGACGGAUACUGUUACGAGGUGUGCAAUCAGCAAGGAAUCUUCCACAGCCUUCUUGGCUUCGGCAGCAGCCCGUUGUGUGAUGACCGCACUCAGGCACAGAUCAUCAGGGUGUUGUCUCAGGCUGCACGUGUAACCAAAGCCGCUUACGACCUCAGCAAGAGCUGCGGCCUUCUGACGUGGAUCAUACACAUGGUUGAAAAAAGGCAGCUUGGACAACAUUUGCUCGGCUCCAUCAUUGAUCUGCUCCACGUGCUGUGGUUGACAAACCUCGGGAAGAAGGAGAACCCCAUUGCCAAGGGAGAAACGUCCACAUUGGAACAAGAGACAGUGAAGUGUCUCCCACUCACACUCAUCAAUGAAUUCUUAUGCGCGGCUUUGACUAUCAUUCCCCGUUUGAGGUUGGGCGUGAAGGCCGCCCAGCUCAGCACAUUUCUGCAGACCCUCUCCUCCAUUCUGAAGCAUCGGACAAGUGCACUCCACGUCAGUGACCAGGCCGGGCGGGUGACGCUGCAAGCCCAGCCUCUGUCCUCCGCCGAGGCCGUCGCUCUGCUCAUGUGCUGGAGCACGCUCUCUGGGCACACAACGCUCUUGGGCCAGAAACAGACCUUGUUUGAGAAGCACCAAGUCAAAGAACUGUUGGGAAGGGCCACAAGGGGCAAGAUUCGUUGUAAAGGCUCCCAAGCCCGCACACAUAAGGAGAACCUGUCAGAGGACACUGAGACAGAAGAACGACAGCAGUCUCUCCUGACCGAGUGCAGAUUGACUCUAGGCAGCAUCUUUGUGCACUGGCGACCUGUGUUUGCUCCCAGUGAACCAGAUUGCACAGAGGGUCCCAACCUACUGGCUGUGGAAACGGGCGUUCUACUCACCAAGUGGUCCCUUGGGUGCCUUGUGGAGGGCUCUUACGACGAAGAACGCUCAAAGGGGUUCUUACACUGGAUUGAAGAGAGCGUGAUGGAGUAUGGAGAGAUUGUGGAUGCGCUGUUGCGGGACGCCGAAUUCAAUGCAGACCUACUUCGCCUCUACCAUCACACCUGCCAGACGUCGACGGGGGAAACGUUCCGCUCAUUCACUGACCUCAUGAGACGCCUGCUGGAAAGGCGAGGACAACUUUCGGCGAUGCAUCGAGCCGUCGUCUCUGCUUGCCAGCCAGAAGAUGAGGCAAAAUGCGAAGCGGGCCUGUCCCUGCUGUCACUGUACAUCCAUGAAAUGUGGAGCGGAGCCGACUCUCCACAACUCUUCCUGUCCCACGUCGCCAUGGUGACCAGAAGCGGGCGUAAGCAGCGUAAAGCUCUGCCAUCGGCUGUCAGAGCCGUCUGUCAGGACUUUUUAGCCGCAAGGACGUGAAUGCUCUAGAUGUAGGCUCAUGUUCAUUUUGUAUGUACCAUUAUGGUAAAAGUUGACUUUUUCAGUGCAAAAAAAAACCACCCAAGGUCAUUUAUAUUUUUUUUAUCCAGUAAUCAUUCACGUAUGCUCAUA